Pelobates cultripes (western spadefoot toad) is the source of this 21742-nucleotide messenger RNA. Lineage: Eukaryota; Metazoa; Chordata; Amphibia; Anura; Pelobatidae. The record is from the annotation of a GenBank genome assembly.
AUGACGGUGGAUCUUCCGCAACCAAAAGCACAUUGUAAGACCUCCGCUGAGUCUCGGUUUAUACUGGCGGGAGAACAGUUGAGUAGAUGGCUGUUUAGUGCUUGGAGGGGACUUUGCCACCUUCCAUGUCUCACGUCUCUUGGCAUGUGUCACAUCAUGCCAUGUUCUGCGGAGAUGUCUGGCUUUGGUUUCUGGUAUUCAGUACUCUUUUUAUAAUUCUUGUGAUGCUUGGUUCUUGUUUCAUGGCAGUGCUCCUAUUCUGGAGUGGAUCUCGGUCCUGGCUGGUGGUUCCUUUGCAGGAGACCUUUCCAAAGGAAGUCAAGUAGUUCGGAAUGGCAUUGUGAGCCGCAAACUACUUUCCUGCUGUGUUGGGGAAUCCUUACCUCCGGUAAGUCUUAAGGACUUAGUUGCUGGAUCCUUGCUUCUUUCCUGGUCUCUGCCUGAGAGCUGCUUGUCGCGCCUGGAGGUAGCUCCUUAAGAGGGGAGUUAUGUCACAUCAUGCCAUGUUCUGCAGAGAUAUCUGACUUUGGUUUCUGGUAUCCAGUACUCUUUUUAUAAUUCUUGCUUAGUUUUUCUUGGUUUUCUAUUCUAUGUCUGGUUUUCUUUAUGCUGUGUUUUUCAGGGUUCAUUCCAUUAUUCCGUCCCUGGAAUUCCCAGUCUCCUGGAUUCAUUUAUAUGUUGGUUUUAUGUUGCCACACCCGUUUGUUUUCCAUUUUCCUUUUGUUUCAGUCUGUACCUGCAGCAGUGUUUCAAGUCUUUGCCCUUUCUUGCAGGUAAGUGCUAUUGUGGUUUAGUAUGGUUCUUUUAGCAUACAUUAGGCAGUGUAGGACCUGCCGAAUAUGGGGUACAUUGGCGUUGUGGCAAGCUUAUGCAAUGUAACUAAAUCCCCAUACUUUUCAUAUAUAGUGCUUAGUUAUGUCUCCUCUUGUUAUGCCUAUUAUAUCUUGUCUUGUUUUAUUUUGUUACCCCAGUCCAUGUACAGUCCUGUCCUGUCCUGCCCCUGUUUAGUUAAUGUUCCCUUAUGUAUUGUGUACAUGUUCUGCUUUCUGUCCUGCUCUGGUUCUGGGUUCUAUUAGUUCUGUCUUGUUUUCAUGUUUGGUGCCUGCUCUAGCCUUGCCUUGUUUCUAGUACUGGAUAUAUUUUAGCAUUCAUCUGCUCUGGCUUCCACUAAGCUGCAACAGGGUCUUGGUUUGUGGCCGCACAAACGCUGGUGCUCAACACCAGGGGGCAUGCGGUUACCCUGCACCGGGCACUGUAAUCCACUUCCACGCGAAGACUCCCACUUCUCAUCAGGCACUCAGGGGUCCCAGUUUCCGUACCGCCACCCGUGACAGCAUGCUCCUAAAGCAUAUUCCGGGCCUCCUGGUCAUGCCGGUAUAGCUGUGUCCACAAGCGCUGAAAUAUUUACUUCAAUCGUAGCAGGCAUUGAGCAGUAGAGCUGUGGAGAGCUUUCUGGGGAAGGUUUAGCUCCUGUGUGCUCGGUGGGAGUGCAUCCGCCAUCUUAUGUUGCCGAGUGUCGUCCUUGUAACGUCAAGGAGUGCUGCUAAAGUAAUCGAUGGUGAUCCAGUGGGUGAGUAUAGGAGUAGUAAGAGCGACCGCCUCUCCCCAAUUCCGACUCAAGUUGGCCGCAAUGCAGUGCUCCGGGCCUCCGCUGGCCACAGUCUCAAGUGAGGUGUCUGUCGACCAGGCAAUGCACCCCCAAUAUGUGUAGUGCACCUGGGUGAGGAUGUUGGCGCGUGGCCAUGGCUGUAUUUGCCACGAAGCAAACAAGGCAUUUGCCUGGGGUGGCACUUUCAGGCCUUGUAUCCAAGAGGCUGAAGUGUUCAGUGGUUCAUAGUGUAGGCAGGCGGUGAGGGAGCGUGGGCCUCUGAGCUCUACCUGCUCUGCGCGCCCUUCUACGGUCCCGGGAGCCGGAAUAUGGCGUUACUCUGGCCCCGGCGGUGUGCGAGGGAGCAGAGCAGGUAGAGCUCAGUUGCAUCACCACCUCCAUUGAGCGCCCGCUCAGCCAGCAAGGAGCCUGUCUGUAACAGUUUACGAGGGAGUUGGAGCCCAGUUGCAGGAGAUGGCACAAGGAGGAGGCAAAAACACAGUACAGAUAAAGGGGUAAUCCAAAGGCAGGGUCAGCAAGAAACAGAAGUCAGGGCUGGCAGCAGAGUAUCGUAGUCAGUAAGGCAGGCAGAGGUCAGAGGCCAGGAAACCAGUCAGCAGAGUAACAAAGAUCCAGCAGGAAACACCAAACAACCAAAAUGACCAGAUCCUAGGUCUCAGGCAGAGCUGGCUUUUACAGCCUGCUGAUUAGGAGCAGCUUACCCUAAUUGGUAAGGGGCUGCAGGUGAAUCAGCACUGCUCCAUCCAGGCAAGGAGUCAGGAAGCAGGAUAAUGCAGACAGCUACUGAAGCCCCCUGGUGGAUAGCAUGGUAGAGAACCCAACUGGGAUGCUGGAGCUGUGAGUGCAAAUCCAUCCAGGUCUCUUAAAGGGGUGGCCAUACAUUGCUGUCUGCAGGGCUCAGGGUGCACUGUGACACUGUCUGCCCAGCCAUCAACCCCAGCAAGGAGCCUGCUGGUUACCCUGAGAUAUCUCUUUCUUCCUAUAGGAAUUCAAUAAGUAGUUCAGAAAAUGUGUGUGUGUGUAUGUAUAUGUAUGUGUGUGUGUGUAUAUAUAUAUAUAUAUAUAUAUAUAAUUUUAAAAUAUAUACAUCAUUUUAGUUUAAUUAAACUACAUUUCAGUAUUAUUGCAAAAGUCUGUACGCCGUGAAUAUUUUGAUGUAUUGUAGAACGUCUUUAAAUAACAGCCUUACUGGUUGCCAUAGAAACCCAUACUAUGACUACUUCAGUUUCCUACCCAAUGAGGCCCCUUGCUGGCUUUAAAAAAAUGCCUCAAUGGAAGUACAUUUAAAAUCCUAUAAGAUUUAAUCUAAAAUAAAUGUACAUAAUUCUUGCAAACCCCCCAGACAGGAUAAAAUUAGGUACUUUUAUAACUUUGUAAUAAAACCUGCACACACAUUUUUAACGCUGACAUUUUAAUUAGACAUAGCUAUAAGCUUCAUUACUUAAAGCCCCUAAUGCCAUGGAAAAAAUGAAUGAUAGCCAAAGCAAAGCAGUUAGCUCUCAUUUUAUAAUGAAAAUAUUAUAGCAAUAUAAACCUAUUUCCAUGUUUAUGACAAAUCAAACAGCAAAUCUAUCUUACAGUAUUUGUUGCUUGUGCUAAACCAUAUAUAAUGUUGUCAUUUUAAUUCAUUUAUAAGUAAAUAUGUGCCUUUCUUCUCGAUAGGGUUCAAUAUAUAUAUGUAAUAUUGAACAACUCAAUUUGAGUGCAAGUUGUUAUCAGUGGAAUUUAUUUUGCUUGAUCUCAUUUUUAGUCUCACAUUUCUAGUCACGAGAUCAAUGUUCUAUGCGUACAUGAGAAAAGAGUAAUGUUGGUCAGAGACUAAGAUCACUGUAUAAUGUCAUUAGAACCUACUUGCAGUCUGUUCUUCACAUAUAAAAAGACAGUCCCCAACUACUCAGAGAAAGGAACUUAAAGGACCACUAUAGUGCCAGGAAAACAUACUCAUUUUCCUGGCACUAUAGUGCCCUGAGGGUGCCCCCACCCUCAUGGCCCCCCUCCCACUCGGCUCUAGGGAGAGGAAAGGGUUAAAACUUACCUUUAUUCCAGCACUGGGAGGGGAGCUCUCCUCCUCCUCUCCGCCUCUUCUCCUCCCCUUCGGCUGAAUGCGCACGCGCGGCAAGAGCUGCGCGCGCAUUCAGCCGGUCUCAUAGGAAAGCAUUUACAAUGCUUUGCUAUGGACGCUUGCGUGUUCUCACUGUGAUUUUCACAGUGAGAAGCACACAAGCGCCUCUAGCGGCUGUCAAUGAGACAGCCACUAGAGGAUUUGGAGGCUGGAUUAACCCAUUUAUAAACAUAGCAGUUUCUCUGAAACUGCUAUGUUUAGAAAAAAAGGGGUUAAUCCUAGAGGGACCUGGCACCCAGACCACUUCAUUAAGCUGAAGUGGUCUGGGUGCCUAGAGUGGUCCUUUAAAUGUAAGAAAAUCCCUUAAAGAUUACAUAUAUAAUAAACCAAAGAUCUACUUAUAGAAUCUAAAUAAUGUGUUAGAACCAAUAUGUGUCACACUACAAGUAUGAGAAUAUAUUAAAAACAACAUUAACACAUAGCCUAUGUAAUUAUUGGACAAUUCCAUUAUUUUAUACUAGGAGAUAUGUGUUAAACGACCACUAUAGUGCCAGGAAAACAUACUCUUUUUCCUGGCACUAUAUUGCCCUGAUGGUGCCCCCACCCUCAGGGCCCCCCUCCCGCCAGGCUCUAGGAGGUGGAAGGGGUUAAAUUUACCUCUUUUUCCAGUGCCGGGAGAGGGACUCUCCUCCUCCUUCUCUUCGUCAUCGGCUAAAUGCACAUGCGCGGCAAGAGCCACGCGUGGAUUCAGCCAGUCCAUAGGAAAGCAUACAUCACAUUCACAUAAAAUUACAUAUUCACAAUCAAUCCAUUCAGGGGAACAACAUAUUAAAAAAUGGCACGAAUCAGACCAGGGGUUCAAAAGUUAAGGGAAAGUCCUUUGUGGCUAAAUGAAGCAUGGCUUUCUGGCCCAAACCAGUUUCAGAGUCUUCUAUCCUGGAGAUAAGUAAUUCAAUUAUCUCCCAGGACAGACACAAGACUCCAUUAAGCACAUGGUUGCAAAAAGACACAAAACACUUUAAAAUACAUAAAGUCACAUUUACACAUAACACACAGACAUUUCACAUAUCCCCAGAUAGCUGGGAUCUGAGUACACAUUAUUAGAUGAAUGGCACUCAGAUCACACAAAUAAGCCUUUCUGCAGGGGAAAUAAACAGUUUAACCUGCAGGGCCAUAGUCCAAAGGGAGCAGGCGAGCAACCAGGCUUCUCCAGUUCACAGUGGCGAGGUUGGUUUCGCCACAACAAGCACGCCCCCUCUCAAAGUGAGCAUGUUGGUUCAAUGCGCAGAGCCCCGCUGAAGAGCUCUGGCAUUAGAAAAAGGCCUUGUAUUUGUUCUGCGCAGCGCAAGCAAAUUUAAUAACAUGCUUGCACUGUGUUUGCUUUUAAAUUGUCUCUGGUGUCUCCACAAGUGGGAUACCAGAGGGCAAAAGGGCCAGGAAAGUGUAUGGUGCAUGUGUUUGGCGCCUGCUUGUGGGAUUGCCUGUGUGUGUAGAGUGUGGUGUGGUAUUGUGUAAAUAGGUGUAAUAUGUGUGGUGUAAUAUGUGUGGCUAGGGGCUGUAGAGAGUGCGUGUAUAGGGGGCAUAGUUUUAUAGGGGAUGCAGCGAGUGUGUGCAUACGGGUAGUAGUGUGUGUGUAUAGGUGAUGUAGUGUGUGUAGGGGUUGCAGAGAGGGUGUGUUUAGAGAAUGUUGUAUGUGUUUCCUUACAAGGAAUGUAGUGUGUGUGUAGGUGGUGCACUGUGUGUGUGUAAGAGAUCUAGUGUGUAAAGGACCCAGAGUCUGUAUAGAAGAUUGUGUGUGUGUGUGUGUAGAGGAUUAAGAGUGCAUACAGGGUAAGGGAUCUAGCUUGUAUCUGGAGCGUAAUGUGUGUAGUGGUGCAGUGUGAGGGGUGCUGUAGUGUAUGUGUAUAUAUAUAUAUGUGUAUAUAUAUAUAUAUAUGGGUCUCUGGGGGUGCUGUGUGUGUAUCUGGGUGUGCUGUGUGUGUGUGUAUCUGGGGGUGCUGUGUGUAUCUGGGGGUGCUGUGUGUGUCUGGGGGUGCUGUGUGUGUAUCUGGGGUGCUGUGUGUGUGUCUGGGGGUGCUGUCUGUGUUUGAGGGUGCUGUCUGUGUUUGGGUGUGCUGUGUGUGUCUGGGUGCGCUGUGUGUGUCUGGGUGCGCUGUGUGUGUAUCUGGGGGUGCUGUGUGUGUGUCUGGGGGUGCUGUAUGUGUUUGGGUGCGCUGUGUGUAUCUGGGGUGCUGUGUGUGUCUGGGUGCGCUGUGUGUGUAUCUGGGGGUGCUGUGUGUGUGUCUGGGGGUGCUGUAUGUGUGUAUCGGGGGUGCUGUAUGUGUGUAUCGGGGGUGCUGUGUGUGUAUUUGGGUGCUGUGUGUGUUUGGGUGCUGUGUGUAUCUGAGGUGCUGUGUGUGUGUCUGGGGGUGCUGUAUGUGUCUGGGGUUGUAACGAGAAUAUACCCCAACACGCAGGAUUCAGCUAAACAAAAGACAACACAGAGGAGAGCUACGUCUACCGGACCUUAGAAUGGCCGGACUCGACGUAUAUGAGAGGAGACAGAGUCAGGAACAAUCCGAAAUCAAGGGCACAGAGAGACAGCGUAAACUAGGACAAGCCGGGGUCUGGUACACAGUAAACAACAAGCCGACAACCAGAACAGAUAAGCAAAAAGAGAAAACGUAGUCAGAAACAAAGCCAAGGUCAAUACGGAGAAACACAACUGAACACAACAAGCGCUAAAGGGAACUGAUACAGAAACCACGAUAGGGCAAGGAACAAAGGAAAGAAGGUGAGUAUAAAUACCUAAACAUCUAAUUUGAUUGGUCCCUGUCACAUCCACGCCCCCAAAAGGUAAGUGUAUGGGGAGUGUGGCAUGACAGGGACCAAUGGGAUGCCUUUUCCAAUUUAGGCACCCACUGUCCCUUUAAGAGCGCGCCCGAUACCCGCGGCACGCUCUUAGAGUAGGUAGAACACGUGACCGCUACUAGUUACAGCGGUCGGCUGAGCCGCGCGCGGCUUGUGCAGCAGCAGGACCGCGCGCGGCUCGAACAGAGGACCCCGGCCGGCCCCUGGAAAGGGUAAGUACCGCUACAGGGGUGCUGUGUGUGUAUUUAGGGUGCUGUGUGUGUCUGGGGGUGCAGUGUGUGUGUCUGGGGUGCUGUGUGUUUCUGGAGGUGCAGUGUGUGUCUGGGGUGCUGUGUGUGAGUUGGCUGUGUGUGUCUGGGGUAUGUGUGUGUGUCUGGGGGUGUGUGUGUGUGUGUCUGGGGGUGCUGUUUGGGAAUUAAUUUUAAGUAUAUAUAUUUUUUUUUAUUAAUAAUUUUUUUAAAAGUUAUGUCCCCCCCCCUCCCUUCUUACCUUUAGCCUGGGAGGGGGAGGGAGCCGUUCUGCCUGGGAGGGGGAGCCUUGAGGGGACCAUGCUGCCUUCCCUGGUGGUCCUAGUGGUGAGAGUGAACUCUAACCUGCAGGUUAGAGUUCACUCUCGCGAGAUCUGAGCGUUGCCCCGGCAACGCUCAGAAUCCCGCGAGAGGACCCGGCGGAGCUGCUGGCUAGGGCUCCGCCGGGUCCUCCCUCACCCAGCUGGCGGCCGCAUCUCCCUGUCUGUGGGCCGGUGAGGAGAUCUUUGAUCUCCCCACCGGCCCAUGGAGGCACUAUGCAGGGCCGGCGCUCGGAUAGGCUGGCCCUGCAGGAGCCGGCCGGGGAGAUCCCCUGCCGGCCUCGGCCCCACGGCCAUCGCGGCCCACCGGGCAUUUGCCCGGUGUGCCCGAUGGCCAGUCCGGGCCUGAUUUCCACCCAUCAGGGGCUCGGCCCAGACUGAGCUUGCAGGGCAGGGAAAGCCUUAUAAAAGCUUUCCCACACUGCACAAUUUCAGUCAGAGAACUCUGAUUGGCUUGUAAGCUGACCAAUCUAAGCACUCUGACAGCACAGCUGGCAGGGCCAUGAGGGAGGUUGCAAACCUAUCUUAUAAUCAUAUGGGGCCAUAUUUACCCCCGUAGGGCUUAUUUGUUAAUUUAACCCUGAGAGAAUUGGGGAAAGGGAAAGGUGAUGAUAGUAAUGCCAAAAAACAAACACGAGUCCUGCGCAUCCAGUAUAGGUGUGCACACCCAGGUGCUACCACAGUUUAUUUGAGGAUAAAGUUAAUCAGCAAACGUUUCAAGCAGCAGCCCUUUCUCAAUGUUAAUGUCCAGCAGCCCUUUCUCAAUGCUAAUGUCCAUUAGCAUUGAGAAAGGGCUGCUGCUUGAAACGUUUGCUGAUUAACUUUAUCCUCAAAUAAACUGUGGUAGCACCUGGGUGUGCACACCUAUACUGGAUGCGCAGGACUCGUGGUUUUUGGUUGUAUAUACACUGUUGGAACUUCAGUGUGGAGUAUCUGCAGCACAGGUCUAAUUUUUUCUUUGUUUGUAUUUUGAAUUUUGUAGGCAUUUUUUUUUGCCUCUACCUCACCCUAUAUAUAGUGAUAGUAAUGCCACUGGAGGUGUGGAAAUGUAUAAUUAUGGCUCAAGGCAUUAUGACCAUGUCCACCUUUGGUGAGCUACACUGCAUGAUUGGCCAGUUGACCUUUUUUCUCCUGCCCACCAGCUUCCUGCUUCACAUGACACCAAUGUUGACAGGGUAUGAUAUAUUUUCUGCAGAUAUAUAUAUCUAGAUGGACAGAUAUAUAAAAUGUAAGGCCUCUCAACCACCCGAUUUCACUGGGUUGUCCCUAUUUUAAAAUCUUGUCCCGCCACCUAGACUUUGUUCCCUGAUGUCCUGUUUUUGUAAAGCGUAGAGUAAGUGCAUCAUUAGGCUGAAAUGCUCUCUGCAUAGUCUGAACGUGGUACUGCUGUAUUGACAGGCUGAUCUGCCAAAUCUUUUGGCAGCCUUUUCCAGCAGGUCGCCCCCAUUUGGCAGUACCAGUGAUGUGAUUUGCAUCAAAUGCCCUCCCCUAUUUUACCGUGAUUAUCAGUGUCCCAUUUCCAUACCUCCCAACUCUGGUGGUAGGUAAAGGGAGAGGGCCAGUGAUGCAACUUUCCACCUUAAUUUCUGUCAGCUCAGGCUGCUGCGAAUGCACACCAGGCUGCCUUUCCAUCUUUCUGUAUGGCCCACUGAGGGCUGACCCUGCAGGGAGCACUGUGCUCCCUGCAGGGUCCAAUUGUGCUGAACAUAGCGCAAGCGUCUAAUAAUGCUGUCACUGUGCUUGUUGGGGCCAUUCCAUGGUGUCCACAAAAGCAGAGCACCUGGGAAUGUCGGGGGGCAGGACCCGGAAAUAUUAACAAGAUGCUGAUAUUUGUAGUAUAUGAUAUGCUUUAUCUAACUUCCCUAGAAUAACCCCAAUAACUUGUGGUGGGUGGUUGUAAUUUUGGCGAAAGAAUACAUUUCUAGCAAAAGUAGCCACACUGUGACCAUAGGUAAUGAAUUGCUCCAUAUUACGUUUUUUCAUACUACAUUUUACUGUUCCCGUUUUAAUUUUAGCCAGUUUUUAAUCUUGCGAAUAGACACCUCCCAGUAGUAGGCAACCUUCAGCACUCCAAAUGUUGUGGACUACAUCUCCCAUGAUGCUUUGCCAGCAUUAUGGCUGUAAAAGCAUUAAGGGGGAUAAAAUCCACAACAUUUGGAGUGCUGAAGGGUGUUUCCCCUGUUGCUGUGAUAAAGCUCUGACUUCCCAGCAAGGAUUUGUCUAUCUGCUAUCCUCUGAAUGGUGAGCAUUAUAAUAUGUCUCUAUAGAUUGCUUUAGCGGCGCACACUUUCCCCUUGUUCCAGCACACUAACAGAAAGCGCUUCCUCUACAAUCAUGGCGGACAUGUACUGUCGCGCUGCCGUUACCAUGGAGAUGCACGGCGUCCUUCCUGCGUGUGGCUUAGCGCGCUGUGUAGUGGUUCCCACGAUGUCAUGUGACCCGGAAGUGGUUGUCUGUGUAGUUUUGGCGCCUUGGCUAGUGUUGCAGCAGGCUGACAGCUGAUAGUGAGACUCACACGGCGGUAAGUGGUGGUUCAUGGGGUACUGCUUUAGUUAAUAGGUGGGAGUUCAAUUUGUGAUAAACACCUACUGGCUCCCAGACAGUUAUGGCUAAUGCUGUGUACUCCAGAUACCAAUAGACUUUAUCACCCAGUAGCCAGAUGACUGUAUGGAUAUUUGUCAUCGUAGUCCCAACACAACCUGUAUUCUAUAUGUUCAACAUUAUUUGUUAUACCUGCUAAUAUUCCAUACAUUAAAAGGGACAUAGCAAUUCAGGGUGAAUAGUGUUGCAGUUACUGUACACACUGCAUGUCCAAAGUCAGGGUAUAAUUAGUAACUGGGGAAUAACCUGCGGCAGUUAUUACAGACAGGAGAAUUAUAAAUACUGAGAUCUUUGUGUGCUGUUGCUUAAAUUGUGGACAGAAAAUAGAGCAUUUUCAAUUAUACUCACAUGUUGGAAAAAGUGCAGCUAAAAUGUAGAUUUAAUAAUGCAAAUUUCGAUUCAAGAAAAAAAAAACCCUAAAAAACAUGCUACCAUCCUCAUGUGGAUAUCUUUUGAAUGGACCGAAUAGCACAAAAACAAGUAUAGAUAUUUUUCAAAGACCUCCAAAAGGUGACAUCCAUACUUAAGGUGAUUAUACUUGUGUAAGGUUCUACUCGCAAAAGAUGCGUUGUUCUUUCUUAGCUAUGAUGCUUCACCAGCCAGGAGAUUGCAUCACUGCUGUACUCUAAUGCAUGUUUGAGAGUACAGCAUAGAGCUCUAUAAAGGACCCCAUGAGACUGCAGCAUCCUUCACAGACCAACUCUUGUGAUGCUUGAGAAGUUCUGAGUCCUUACUUUGUCUAAUUGUAUCUUUUAGUUGCAUUGCAAUUCUAAUGAAAUUACCACUCAAGUAAUCAUAUUUUGUAAAGAUUCUAUGUGUAGCAAAAAUGCCUCUGCUACAAGCUCCUUGAGGAGCCUGCUGGCUAGCCUCCUGCCCAAGGAUUAUGGGCCAUGUAACCGACCUUUAAAAGACUUGGUUUGUGUGGUUUCCCUUUUUUUUUUUUUUAGUUCGGGAACAGAACAAAACACACGAAAUGCGGACCACCUCUGGGCUUGUUAACCACUAUUGAUCUCUCCUGACACCUUAACAUUGUAAGUGUUCGGCUGGGUGGCUGCCGUUCGUAUGCACGAACACGUGGCAACUGAGUUGGUGGCCAUCUUGUCGCAUGAACGCAGCCGGCGGUGUUCGGUCGUCGAGUGUAUGGAACUAAAAUCGGACACUUUUUUAACUUGCGAACACCACUGAACUUUGACAUACGCCUGCUUCGUUUCUACUCAUGUCAGGAGAUUGCCGUUUGGUAGGAUUGUUCGCGUGAACUAAGCGAAUAAUCGCUAACUAGGAGCCAGAGGAUCGUUUUGGACUCCCAAAGGUGACCGACCUCUACUACUUUUCUUACGGAACUAUUUUGGGCAGAAGCCAUGUGUGCGGUUGGUUAAAACUUUACCUCGAUGGCAAUCCCAAACCACCGAACCGAUCUGAGUGCUUUUUGGAUAUGAUAGGUACUCAGAUCAGGGCUAUCUGGGGAUGUGACUCUUGAGGGGGUUCCGUGUAUUUUGGGGGUAGUUUAGGUUUGUUUAAAAAUUGUUAUACCUUUCUGUACCUGAGUCACAAACACUGGCCAAAGUUAGCGUUAAUAUUUGUUUGUGAAAAAUGCAAAAAACUAAUUUAAAUGCCAAUUUUGGCCAGUGUUUGUGACUGUGGCUACUAAAAAAGACUGGACAUACCCCAUUUGCAAUACCUUGGGUUGUCUACUUUUGCAAAUGGUAUGCCAUCAUGGGGGUAAUUCUCAUUCUUGGGCUACCAUACGGUCUCAAAGGCAAUGUAACCAAUUUGGUGAAUUUCAAUGUAAAAAAAGUGAAACACAAGCCUUAUAUUUGACUCUGUAACUUAAAAAAAAAAAAAAAAAAACACCAUAAACAUGUACAUUAGGGGUACUGUUAUACUCAGGAGACUUAGCUGAACACAAAUAUUAGUGUUUAAAAAACGUAAAAUGUAUCACAAGAAUAUCAUCGGUGUAAGUACUGUUUGUGUGUGAAAAAUUUAAAAAACUUCACUUUCACUGAUAUCAUCGUUCUAAUACAUUUUACUGUUUUGAAACACAAAUAUUUGUGUUCAGUCAAGUCUCCCGAGUAAAACAGUACUCCCCAUGUACAGGUUUUAUGUUGUCUUGGAAAGUUACAGGGUUAAAUAUAGUGCUAGCAAAUUAAAUUCUCUGGACUUUCUACCUGGGUUAUCAGGCAGGUCUCGCAAAUUGUAAUUAAUAAAAUGACUUAAUUAUGUAAAAAAUGUUACAUAAAUAUAUGUAGAAUUUUUAAAUAAUAAAAAAGUGUGUGUGUGUGUGUGUGUGUGUGUGUGUGUGUAUAUAUAUAUAUAUAUAUAUAUAUAUAUAUAUAUAUAUAUAUAUAUAUAUAUAUAGAAAAUAGUUAGAACCAAAUUUCACACAUAUAUAUAUUUUUCAUUUUUAUGUGUAUAUAUAUUUCAUUCUACGUGUAUUUUGAUAUUAAUAUAUAUUUAUUAAAAUACACUUAGACUGGGUGUGUGUGUGUGUGUGUGUGUGUGUAUAUAUAUAUAUAUAUAUAUAUAUAUUUUUUUUUUUAUUUUACACGGUUUUAAAACUUUAUUAAACUUUUCUACAGGAAGCAGGGGGAAUACCUGUCAUUCCAGGCACUCCCCUUCCUCCCUAUUAAAUACUGUAUAGUGACAAAGCCUUUUUAAAAGGUUACUCCAAGCACCAUGACCACUUCAGUGAUCUGGAAUGGUCAAGGUGCUGGAGUCUGUAUGUGCAGCAUUUCGCUAACAAAACACUGCAUCUGAGGACAUCCAGCGUCGGCAAAACCACAUAGGAAAGCAUUGAUUCAAUGUUUUCCUAUGGGGUAGUCUUAAUGCGAGCAUGACGUUAGCCGUGCAUACACAUUAGGUCCCUGUCGGGGGAGGAGCAGGGGUGGAGCCUGACCCUAUGAUGAGGAACAUCGGCGCUAGAUUCAGGUAAAAAUUUACUUUGUGAAUAGACUUUCGAGUGGGCUCUAACUUACAUUAAGAUGGAACGCAUAUGCUUUCCACUACAGAGUAGAUAGGACGUCUGCCACCAUGGACGUGUUGAUUUGAUGGACGUUUUGAAACCAGAAGGAUUCACAAUGAGGCAUGACCCGAAAAUGAUGAUUAUAGACAUCAGGUGGACCAGCACCGUCCCGAUUGGCUGUGAGGCAAUUUGGAUGGAGCAAACCAGGGUUUUUAAACCCAGGACUUGGUAGAAUUGUCAGACACACGCUGAAUACCCCUGAGGAAGUCUAUUUAUAGACUAUAAGUGUAGGGUGAAAGAACAUUCAUUCAUUUUUCCUGUGUUUUACUAAUUGCCUUCACAAAAGAUUUCUGGGUUCUGGAGGUAGUAUACAGAAUUUCUCCUGAGAGUAAAAAAAACUGUGAUGGGUUUUUAAUUGUCUUGAGAGUGCAUAAAAUAAAGUGUUCUUUUUUGAUGUUAUACAGUAUUGUACAUGUGUUUUGUUUCUGUCCUAACAAGCACUGAACUUGGGAAGUAGAGAAGUUCUACCAAUAUUUUCAUAUUCUGCCUGCUUUAAUUAAUGCUUGUGAGUGCUUUUUUACACGAGUUAUCUGGUGUUUUUUGGUUGUUAUUAUUAUUUAUAUAGCGCCAAACAAAUUCCGUAGCGCUGUACAAUGGGUGGACGAACAGACACUUAAUUGAGAUCAGACCACUGGACGUACAGGAACAGAGGGGGUUGAGGGCCCUACUCGAAGAGCUUACAUGCUAGAGGGAGUGGGGUAUAGUGACACAAAGGGUUAAAGUAGGGGAAUUACAUAGUUUGUUAGAGAAGAGUUUGAGUGCUCUGCACCAUUUGUGGUCCUUUCUGAAUUUUUGUAGGUGGUUUUUUUUUUAUUUUAUUUUUUUUAUAUUUAUAUUCAGAAGAUCCGAAGAAUCUUCUAAACAUCUACUAUUUUAUAGGGUAACUUAUUUUCAUAAUUACCCCCCUUUUUAACCACUGGUGUUUUAUAUUGCAUUAGGAGUUUUUACGUAUUUUGCUGGAAUCGGCUAAGUGACAGAAGGGUAUCUGCGCUGUGUGUGGGGGAGCGUGAGCAAGGUGGUAAUAUAGUGCUAGGAAUACAAUUUUGUAUUCCUAGCACUGUAGUUUCCCUUUAAUCCCUUUAGCUAAGAAAGCACCUGGGGACCUACUGGCACCAUAACCACUUCAUUUCGAUAAAGUUGUUAUGGUGCACAGAGUACUACUUUAAACUAAAUUAUGUGUCCUAAAUCUUGUAAGAAAUAAGAAUUACUUACAUGAUUGGAAAGCAGAAUUCUAAAAAAAACAGUGAUAAACUUACAGCUGGGGUAUUUAAACAGCAGGCUGGAUUGUUCUGUCUUAUUUACUCCUGUUGAUUUUUCUGCCUGACAUAAUGUAUAUUGUUUUUCAGCAGGUACAAAAAGAAUGCAAGCGUUUUUGAAAGGUGGGACAUCCAUCAGCACAAAGCCAUUGAAAGAUAAAGCCUCCGUGUCUGGAGCAGGCAGCAGCACAGAUGUCAAGAAGCAGAAAGCAGUCCCUUGGGUGGAAAAAUAGUAUGUGAUAUUUCUAAAACAACGUUUACAUAUUAUCACUUUGUAUGACACAGUUUGCAAAGUGUAUUUAUGAAUGUAAAUACAUUUAUACAUAGGCUUAGAGUGAGUGGGUUUUUUUUCUCUGUAUUUUAUAUUUUAUGGGAAUUGCUCUUUUCAUUUCUCAGCAUAAAUAUUACUGAAGUAUUUACAGCAUAAAAUUGUGCAAUUGAUGUCCGUAAGAACACACUCAAAGAAACACUAUAGGCACCCACACAGCUUCAUCUUAUUGAAGUGGCCUGAGUGCAGUAGCCCCUGUCACCUUGACCCAGCAACAUUAAUUAUUGCGGGGUUAACUCAUCCUGUAGUGGCUGUCUUCCAGACCGCCAUUAGAAGCUCUUCUUGGUGUUUCACAAAGAUUUUUAUUUCAGACGUACAAGCUUCAGUGCUAUAGGUGUUUGGAGUAUCCCUUUAAGUAUGCAUUCAAAUGUAUGUUUUGUUUUUUUUGUCCAUGAAUUAUUAAUUGUACAUUUUUUUUUCUUUAUCUUUUCCACUAACUUUUGUGGAUUUUUCCUCCAGGCACUCCAAAGCUCAGCUGAGAUUUUUCCAAUAAAUUUGUCUUGCUGAGCUUUGGAGUGCCUGGACCAUUUUCUCUUUCUUAGAAUCUGUUGCAUCAUAAAAGCUGUAGUCUUAUUACAUAUAUGGGUAUACAAUUUGGAUACACCUAACUAUAGGGAGCAAAACAAAAAUAAAUUUUAUGUACCAAAUCUAGUAUCGUAAAAUUGCCCACAAUCUGCUCAAACAGCUGCCAUAAAAAUGAGCAGCAAUGGAUUUAAGCAGGCCCUGAGCUGGAAAUCCACUCAAAUACCCUUUUUUGCAAGGCCAAAUUGUCUGCUUUUAUAAGGUUUGUUAGAAGUGACAUGUUGAAAUCUGACUGAAACAUUUAAACCAGCCAGUGGUAUUUGGAUAGGCUGAAAUCUGGUGGACAUUUAUUUCCAUGUUUUGACGUCCAAACGCUCCUAGGUGAUACCUGAUUAUCUCAAAUUUGUUUAAAAGUUUUUUUAUUGUUUUUUUUUUUUUUUUUUAUGUUUAAAGCAUCAGAAUGUUUACAAUUUGUAGUUAACAGUGCUACUCCAUUGUUUGAAAUAAAAUAUUGAUGUGUAACUACCAAAGAAGAAUAAAGAACGAAAAAUAUUACAAACAUUUUACAACAAAUAUUUUAUAAAAAGUAAAUUCAAUUUUUCAGUUUGCCCAAUUCACUAGUUAGUGAAAAAACUCCAAUAUAUUUUAUAAUUGGAAAGGAAACUAAUGUACACAAUAGGGAGUGAGUUAAAAUUGGACCAUGUAUUACCCCCUGUGUAGCUAAAGGAAUAGCUGCAUUAUUAGAACGGGAUGCUAAAUUAAAAACCCGCACUUAAAUUGCAUGUGUAAUGUAAAAUGUGUCCAGGAAGGACAAUAAAACUAAUAAAUUAAGCUGUGGAAAUUAGAAAUUUAUAAUUUAUUAUUUUUUUUAGUAAAGAAUGUGUUAAGAAAAUGAAUAACUAUUAAAUAUUUCCUAUUGUACUGUUUAUGUAAUAAAAUGUAGCAAAUUUUUUAGUUCUUCCAAUACUGACUGAUAAUCUCUUAUAGUCGACCAAAAUGUGUAGAUGACGUGGCUUAUCAAGACGAAGUGGUUGCUGUACUGAAGAAAUCAUUGGAAGGAGCAGAUGUAAGUAUAUUAAUUCAAUAAAUCAAUGUAAAUGCACUGGAUUAAAAAAACAGCAUGGAAAUACGCACACCUACCUCUUUGGAACACGCUGCUAGAAAACCAAAUACCCAGGCUUCCUUUUCACACCAAAAGAUAAGCAAUUGUAAGUGAGACUGCAAAGAAUGUAAAGCCUAGCCUUUAGUUCUUUGGUUCUUCUUUAUGAGAACUAUUGCUUUUCUCUUUGUGCUGUGGCACUGAAAACCCUUAAAGUUUUUACCUGGUAUACAUCAUCUAGUUUAUGAUGCUGGAGAAACUGAAAUUAAAAACUGAUGUUAAUCUUUUUCUCCCUUAGUUGAUUUUUUUCAUUAUAGAAACUUCCAAACAUUUGGUAACGCAAAAAUUGGGUUUCAGAGAAAGAACAAUGGAAACUGACCUACUAAGUAUUUUAGUUAUUCUAAAAAAUGAAAGAUAAAUCUGACUGGAGUAAAAGUUCUAAAAUUGAAAUACAAAGCCCAGACAAACCUAGUUUAAAAAUUAUUAAAGGAGCACUAUAGGGUCAGGAACACAAACAUAUAUUCCUGACCCUAGGGUGUUAAAACCACCAUCUAGCCCCCUCUUGCCUCCCUAAAUAUAGUAAAAUCUUACUUGUAAUCAAGUCUGCAGCUGCUACCUCUGCACCUGUCUACCUGUGAACUGCCUCUGUCUGCUGACAUCAUCAGAAGUGGUGGUCUGAGCCAAUCACAAUGUUUCCCCAAUAGAAUUGACUAAGACUGUCAAGGAGGCAGAUCAGGGGUAGAGCCAGCACUAGUCAAACACAGCCCUGGCCAAUCAGCAUCUCCCUAUAGAGAUUAAUUGAAUCAAUGCAUCUCUAUGAGGAAUAUUCAUUGUUUGCAUGCAGAGGGUGGAUACACUGAAUGUCAAUGCUGCUCACUGUGCAGCACUGCCCACAGGAAGCACAUCUAGCAGCCAUCUAAGGGUGGGGCAGUGGAUGUAUCACUAGGCUGUAAUGUAAACACUGCAUUUUCUCUGAAAAGACAGUGUUUACAGCAAAAAGCCUGAAAGGAAUGAUUAUACUCACCAGGACAAAUGCAAUAAGCUGUUGUUGUUCUGGUGUUUAUAGUGUCCCUUUAAACAUAACAAUAUUGUCAAUUUAGAGGCAACUAAUUAUUGUUUCAAGUGCUAAAACAUCAAUCACAUCAAACAUCAAUUUUAUUAUUUUUACUUCAUAGACUAAAAUAUUAAGUGUCUUGACCCAAUAUCACAGACCGGUACACAUUUAUUGGCUUGUAGACUUUUUCUUGAUCAAUGGAAGAUCAGAAACGUCAAAAUCAUACUGAUAUCUUAAUUUGCAAGAUCCGGCUUUACCCAAAAUUGAAUCCUCUACAUCGGGGGUUCCCAACCCAGUCCUCAAGUACCUCCUACUAGUCCAGGAUUUAGGGAUUACCUUCUUGUGUCUAAAGUGUUUUCUGUUUUUUUUUUUGUUUGUUUUGUUUUGUUUUUAAAACAUGUGGCUGACCGCCUGGCCCCUGAAUGGGUGCCUCUGACAAUCACUGCUUCCGAGUACUUCCAAGCACUCCCUCAGACGCCAUCAGCACCAUAGUCCCCACUUCCAGCGUUACAGCUCGGCUGGGGUCUCGCCGUUCUCCACCCACCCUGGACCCAAUACCAGAUUCCAGCUUCCAGUGGGUAGACCUCUCCUCUAAUAUAGACAAAAUACCCAAAGGUAGUCUACAAUACAAAAAUAACAGAGAUAAACAUAGGGCAAUAUUGUUAGGAAAAAACAGUGUGAGUGAAAAUAUAUAAUCACACUCACAAAUCCAUAUUGAUUGUAGGCAUAUCAUAGAUGGUAUUAUGGUGGCUUCAGGACUUGUGGAACAUCAUAGCAUGUAUUGGAAGAAAAAAAGAAAAUAGUGCCCUAUGUUUCUCUCUGUUUUUGUAUUGUAGACUAGCUUUGGGUAUUUUGUCUAUGUUGUUUUGAGGACUAGGAGUAAGUGUCUACAAUACUAUCAGUCAAGGGUAACUGUUUUAAUUUUUUACCUAUUACCCACUGAGUGUUUUCUAUCCACAAAUAGGUGUAUCUGUACAUAUUAUAUUUUGUAUCUCUCCUCUAAUAUGCUCUUAAAAGAGCAAGUGAUUAUAAUCCCAGGGGAGUAUAGUGAUAUAGCAGUCCCCAGGGUAGAUACAGCCGUUUCCCCCAAGCAUGAGAUGAGACUGUUGAGAGUAAGCAGGAACUCAUAUACUGGUAGCCACAACUGGCCUUUUAUGCAAGUCCCAAUGCAAGGGGCACUCCCCCCUGGACCUGAGAGUAAACCACAGCAGAAACCAAUACACGAUUACAUUGGCUCUCAGAUCCAGGACACUCCCACACAUAAUUAGGUCAAUCCCUCCUCUGCGGGGAUAUUAACUCAAUUAUCUCCAGACACAAAAACACACAUUUUUAUAAAAACCCCAAUAUAGUGAACAACAUAUCCAAGAAUCACCCAGUUUGGUUCAGGAAUUUCCUAGAAGUCUUAUUUUUGACUGACCGCAUGCAUGAUCCCAUGCCCAAAACGGUUCCAGAGAAACAGGGCUUGCGGUUGGUAUAGUUCGGUAGUUUAACCCCUUAAGUACACAUGACAUGUGUGACAUGUCAGGAUUCCCUUUUAUUCCAGAAGUUUGGUCCUUAAGGGGUUAAAAACUAACAAACUACCGAACAUAGUCAAUGUUCUUACCCUGGAGCUUGUUCCCCUCAUCCAGGCGAACGAUUUCACCAAACAGUGCCCUUCUAAAUUGUAUAGAACUGAACGCAGGCAAUUAUGGAAGUCCAGCAGUGUUGGGGAGUUUGUGUCCGAUUUUAGUUCCAGGAUGUCGACGACUAAACACCACUGCCUGCGUUCAUGCAAACAAGGUUGUUGCUAUUCCCAUGAACGACCACGAGGUGGCGGCCACCUUGUUCGCAUGAACGCAGGCAGCGGUGUUUGACAGACAGAAAAUUAGAACACUGCGUUUAUAAUCGUUACUAAGUGUUAAUAGGGUUUAACAACCUCCUGAGGGGUCUCUGGUUCGUGCGGCUGUUCGGGAACCGAACCAUAUAAUCCCAUUUGCACGAACAGAGUCUUUUUAAAGUAUUUUAGCCAGGUCUAUUGCACCUUAUUUUUAGUUACUCUACAGCCAAUUUUAAACUCCAAUGAAGCUUCAUUAGAGGUUUGGUGUGUGUGUGUGUGUGUGUGUGUGUGUGUGUGUAUAUAUGUAUAUAUAUAUAUAUAUAUAUAUAUAUAUAUAUAUAUAUAUAUAUAUAUAUAUAUAUAUAUAUAUAUAUAUAUAUAUAUAUAUAUAGUAUAUAUAUAUAUAUAUAUAUGUAUGUGUGUGUAUAUAUAUAUAUAUAUAUAUAUAUAUGUAUGUGUGUAUAUAUAUAUAUAUAUAUAUAUGUAUAUAUAUAUAUAUAUAUAUAUAUAUAUGUAUGUGUGUGUAUAUAUAUAUAUAUAUAAUAUAAUUUUUUUUUUUUUAAUUUUUUUUUUAUUAGACCAAGGUUCUAGAGCAGGGUUCUCAGUCAAAUCGUUUCUAAUGGAGACCACAGAUCCGUACUGCCAGAAUUGCAUCAGUACACACAAAUUGGUAAUUUCCUCAACAAAGACACAUAUAAAUCCUUACUUCCUUAUACAUAGACUUAUAGUAUCUCACAAAAGUGAGUACACCUCUCACAUUUUUAAAAAUAUUUUUUUUCUCUUUUCAUGUGACAACACUGAAGAAAUGCCACUCUGCUACAAUGUAAAGUAGUAAGUGUACAGCCUGUAUUACAGUGUACAUUUGCUGUCCUCUCAAAAUAACUCAGCACACAGCCAUUAAUGUCUAAACCAUUGGCAACAAAAGUUAGUACACCCCUAAGUAGAAAUGUCCAAACUGGGCCCAAUUAGCCAUUUUCCCUCCCUGGUGUCACGUGACUCGUUAGUGUUACAAGGUUUCAGGUGUGAAAGGGGAGCAGGUAUGUUAAAUUUGGUAUUAUCCCUCUCUCACACUCAUACUGGUCAGUGGAAGUUCAACAUGGCACCUCAUGGCAAAGAACUCUUUUUGAGGAUCUGAAAAAAGAAUUAUUGCUCUACAUAAAGAUGUCCUAGGCUAUAAGAAGAUUGCCAAGACCCUGAAACUGAGCUGCAGCACGGUGGGCAAGAUCAUACAGCGGUUUCGCAGGACAGGUUCCACUCAGAACAGGCCUCGCCAUAGUCGACCAAAGAAAUUUAGUACACGUGCUCAGCGUCAUAUCCAGAGGUUGUCUUUGGGAAAUAGACGUAUGAGUGCUGCCAGCAUUGCUGCAGAGGUUGAAGGGGUUGGGGGCUCAGCCUGUCAGUGUCCAGACCAUACACGAACACUGCAACAAAUUGGUCUGCAUUGCUGUCGUCCCAGAAAGAAGCCUCUACUAAAGAUGAACAAGAAAGCCCGCAAACCGUUUACUGAAGACAAGCAGACUAAGGAGAUAUGGAUUAUUGGAACCAUGUCCUGUGGUCCGAUGAGACCAAGAUAAACCUAUUUAAUUCAAAUGGUGUCAAGGGUGUUUGGCAGCAACCAGGUGAGGAGUACAAAGACUAAUGUGUCUUGACUACAGUCAAGCAUUGUGGUGGGAGUGUCAUGGUCUGGACCUGCAUGAGUGCUGCCGGCACUGGGAAGCUACAGUUCAUUGAGGGAGACUGGGCCGCAGGGCAGUAUUCAACCAUGAUAAUGACCCCAAACACACCUUCAAGACGACCACCGCCUUGCUAAAGAAGCUGAAGGUAAAGGUGAUGGACUGCCAAGCAUGUCUCCAGACCUAAACCCUAUUGAGCAUCUGUGGUGCAUCCUCAAACAGAGGUUGGGGGAGCGCAAGGUCUCUAACAUCCAUCAGCUCUGUGAUGUCGUCAUGGAGGAGUGGAAGAGGACUACAGUGGCAACCUGUGAAACUCUGGUGAACUCCAUGCCUAUGAGGGUUAAGGCCGUGCUGGAAAAUAAUGGUGGCCACACAAAAUAUUGACACUUUGGGCCCAAUUUGGACAUUUCCACUUAGGGGUGUACUCACUUUUGUUACCAAUGGUUUACACAUUAAUGGCUGUGUGUUAAGUUAUUUUGAGGGGACAAUAAAUUUACACUGUAAUACAGGCUGUACACUUUUCAUUGUAGCAGAGUGUCAUUUCUUCAGUGUUGUCACAUGAAAAUAUAUAAUAUAAUUACAAAAAUGUGAGGGGUGUGCUCAUUUUUGUGAGAUACUGUAACUACACAUACAAAGACACAUGGCUACAUUAAACCCUGUACUCUGUAGCAUGGCUGAAAACUUAAUGAAGGUUGCUUCCCUGCACUAUGUGCAUCAACCAACGUCCUCACUACAUUUCUAGCAUGCAAGUAUAGUACUCUGCAACUUUACUAUCGAGGCUAGCAGGAGAACAUGGCCUACUCAUCCACAGCAUAUACAAGUGUGAUCAUGGACCUGAUGUGGACCACCAGCAGACCAACUUUGACAUAACGCUCUCUAUGUUGGGAUGGGUGGCGGUGGGAUGCAAUAAACUAUUUAGGGGGAUGGAAAAAAAGGCUCCCGGACUUGUACUUUGUUCUGUAUUUCAAAAUAAAAUAAGGUACAUAUGUGAAUUUUUUUUUUUUUUCCUUUUUCUUUUUCUGUUUCUGCAGAAGUUAGACAAGCCAAGAUUAUUACAUUAAACAAUCCGUUCAAUGGGUUAUUACAGCAUAUUCAGACCCUUCAAAAAAAACAAAACACUAUGAUCUGUGUAACCCUAAUUUGUAAAUAGGGUUUCUUAUUUUAUAUGGCUAAUUUUUUUAAUUUUAUAUUUUAUUUUAAGCUCCCUAAUCUACUUUUCUAUGGUCCUCCUGGAACUGGGAAAACAUCUACUAUUUUGGCAGCCUCCAGAGAGCUCUACGGGUAA